Neopsephotus bourkii (Bourke's parrot) is the source of this 1366-nucleotide messenger RNA. It is a transcript of the gene TMBIM6, whose product is annotated as transmembrane BAX inhibitor motif containing 6. The coding region runs from base 45 to 866 and encodes 273 amino acids. Lineage: Eukaryota; Metazoa; Chordata; Aves; Psittaciformes; Psittacidae. The transcript has 10 exons. Gene Ontology annotation, molecular function: enzyme binding. The record is from RefSeq and is a predicted model, not a curated record. Gene Ontology annotation, cellular component: mitochondrial membrane. Gene Ontology annotation, biological process: negative regulation of apoptotic signaling pathway; negative regulation of RNA splicing; cellular response to unfolded protein.
CCAAUAGAACGAAGCGGAGGGCGGGCCUGGGGGCGCGCUGGCCAAUGAGCUGCGGAGGCGUGGCGGACUGGGGACCGUUCGAGGCCUGGCACGGACGCGGAGCCGCGCAGCUUGAUCCCAGCCCAGCGGCCGGCGGCCCCCCCCUGCCCGGCGCCAUGAACGUCUUCGACCGCAGCAUCAACUUGGACGCGCUCUUCAAGUUCUCCCACAUCUCGGCGUCCACCCAGGAGCAUCUCAAGAGGGUCUACGCCAGCUUCGCCCUCUGCAUGUUGGUGGCGGCCGUGGGGGCGUACGUCAAUGCAGUGACCCACCUCUUCCAGCUGAGCCUCCUGACGGGCCUGGGCGCGCUGGGGCUCAUGAUGUGGCUCACGGCCACCCCGCACAGCCGCGACACCGAGCGCAAGAGGCUGGGGAUGCUGGCGGGCUUCGCCUUCCUCACCGGCAUCAACCUGGGGCCGCUGCUGCAGAUGUGCAUCUCCAUCAACCCCAGCAUCAUCCCCACCGCCUUCCUGGGCACCGCCACCAUCUUCACCUGCUUCUCGCUGAGUGCCCUGUAUGCCCGGCGCCGCAGCUUCCUCUACUUGGGAGGAUUCCUGCUCUCCGGCCUCACCCUGAUGCUUCUCUCCUCCCUGGUUAACGCCUUCAUGGGAUCCACUUGGCUCUUCACGGCCAACCUCUACCUGGGGCUGAUGAUCAUGUGCGGCUUCGUGCUCUUUGACACGCAGCUCAUCAUUGAGAAGGCGGAGAGCGGGGACAAGGAUUACAUCUGGCACUGCGUCGAUCUCUUCCUGGACUUUGUCAACAUCUUCCGGGAGCUGCUCAUGAUCCUGGGCAUGACCGAGAACAAGAAGAAGGAGAAGAAGUGAAGCGGCUCCAGGCUGAAGUGGAGCCGUCCCCCUCUCAUUCCCACCCCAUCCCCAUCCCUGUCCCCAUCCCACCCAUCCCCGUUCCCUCUGGUCCAUUCCAGGGUUGCGCUUUGCUGCUGUGAGCAGCCGGAAGCUUUCGCCUCUGUGGGUUUUUCUCUUGUUCAAGCUUUUCUUUGAUUAGAAACCGGCCAAUUUGUGGAUCCUGCUGGAAUUUGGCUCUCCCCAAACCCCCAUUUCCCACCUCCCCCCCCCCGCCCUUAUCCCAGGUCCCGUAUCCCACAGCUGACACGUUCCGGAGCUUUCCAGAGUCACCGUGACCCCGCGGUACCCGGGAUGGGUGGGGGGGGCGGCGGGACCUGCCUGCAGCCAGAUUCUCCUUUAGUGCCAAGAAAUCCAACGGGAAGGCAGCGGCGGGGCCGGCGCGAUCCCGAUCCUGCCGCCGCCUCUCUUUGUACACCAGGAUGAUUCAAUAAACGCUCAGAAUGGAACCCUCAGCCCCA